AUGCAUAUCCGGGACAUGCUUGCGAGCAAGGAGGCCGCGGGGGAGCCCGGCAUCUCUUUUGAAUUCUUUCCCCCAAAGACGGCACAAGGUGUGCAGAACUUGUACGAUCGUAUGGAUCGUAUGCAUAGCUUGGGUCCUUCUUUCAUCGACAUCACAUGGGGCGCCGGCGGUCAUCUCUCGGAUUUGACCUGUGAGAUGGUCAACGUGGCGCAGUCGGUGUAUGGCCUAGAGACAUGCAUGCAUUUGACAUGCACCGAUAUGCCGCUGGAGAAAGUGGAUCAAGCGCUGAAAUCUGCCUACAGGGCCGGAUGUACCAACAUUCUGGCUCUGCGUGGUGACCCGCCCCGAGACAAGGAAACUUGGGAGGCGACCGAAAAUGGAUUCAGAUACGCCAAGGAUCUCGUGAAAUACAUCCGCGAGAAGUACGGCAAUCACUUCGAUAUCGGAGUGGGAGGUUAUCCUGAGGGUGCCGACGACAACUCGGACAUUGACCAGCUGAUUGACCAUUUGAAGGAGAAAGUUGAUGCCGGCAGUUCUUUCGUCAUCACACAGAUGUUCUACGAUGCGGACCACUUUAUUGAGUGGGUAAAGAAGUGUCGUGCCAAGGGUAUCAAUGUGCCAAUCAUUCCCGGAAUCAUGCCUAUCCAGCAAUACGCCUCUUUCAUCCGCCGUUCCAACUGGACUAAAUGUCGCGUGCCACCCGAGUGGAUGGAGGCUCUCGAGCCUGUGAAAAAUGACGACGCCGCCGUCCGCGAGGUGGGUAAGCGUCUCAUCGCAGAAAUGUGUCGAAAAUUGAUGGCUUCUGGUAUCAACCACUUGCAUUUCUAUACCAUGAACUUGGCCCAGGCAACCAAACUGGUACUGGAAGAGCUGGGCCUGGCGCCGUCCGAGGAGGCCCCCAUUCAACGACCACUCCCUUGGCGGCCUUCGCUGGCGCCUGGUCGGAGAACUGAAGAUGUUCGGCCAGUCUUCUGGCGCAACCGAAAUUCCUCCUAUAUUGCUCGCACACAAACUUGGGACGAGUACCCGAAUGGUCGCUGGACCGACUCGCGAUCACCCGCCUUUGGUGAGGUUGAUGCGUACGGUGUGCGGCUCAAGGGUACCAACGACCAAAACAUCAAGCUUUGGGGCGAGCCAAAGUCGGUCAAGGAUCUCUCCGACAUCUUCAUUCGUUUCUUGGAGGGCAAACUCGAUCGACUUCCUUGGAGCGACAGCCCAAUCAGCGCCGAGGCGAACGAUAUCAAAGACCAAUUGAUUGAUCUCAACCGAAGAGGUUUCCUGACUAUCAACUCCCAGCCCGCCGUGAACGGCGUUAAAUCCUCUCAUCCGAUCUAUGGGUGGGGUCCCAAGAACGGCUUUGUGUACCAAAAGGCUUACCUUGAACUGCUGGUCCCCCCCACUCUGAUCAACGAACUCAUUGCUCGCAUCGAACAGAACGAUGAUCUCACAUACCACGCCAUCCGUAAGAAUGGCGAACUGCGGACAAACACCAAUGACAGUCCCAAUGCUCUGACUUGGGGUAUCUUUGCUGGACGCGAGAUCAUUCAGCCAACCAUUGUGGAAACCGUCAGCUUCCUCGCCUGGAAGGACGAAGCCUAUCGACUGGGUGAGGAUUGGUCCAAGUGCCAUGACUCCUCAAGUCCCAGCCGGAAGUUGAUCCAGGAGGUCGUCGACGAUUGGUACCUGGUCAACAUCGUUGACAACGACUUCCAUCGAAGCAAUGCCGUCUUUGAGCUUUUCAAGGAACUUGAAGUUCCGGAUCUCAACACUGAGCUCUCAGGAAAGCCUGUGACCAAUGGGUCUGCGGAUCACAACGGCUCUGCCAAUGGUCAUUAG
Penicillium diatomitis is the source of this 1836-nucleotide messenger RNA. RefSeq names its product methylenetetrahydrofolate reductase (NAD(P)H) MET13. Gene Ontology annotation, molecular function: methylenetetrahydrofolate reductase [NAD(P)H] activity; FAD binding. Gene Ontology annotation, cellular component: cytosol. The record is from RefSeq and is a predicted model, not a curated record. NCBI's taxonomy places the organism in Eukaryota, Fungi, Ascomycota, Eurotiomycetes, Eurotiales, Aspergillaceae. The transcript is spliced from 3 exons. The coding region runs from base 1 to 1836 and encodes 611 amino acids. Gene Ontology annotation, biological process: tetrahydrofolate interconversion.